Messenger RNA from Nerophis lumbriciformis (worm pipefish), 1431 nucleotides. Lineage: Eukaryota; Metazoa; Chordata; Actinopteri; Syngnathiformes; Syngnathidae. The record is from RefSeq and is a predicted model, not a curated record.
AUGCUUUCCCUGGAUGAGCCGCUGGACCUGAAGCUGCCUCGGCGAAGCAACGGACGGGACCGGGGCUCGCCGGUCAUCCCGAAGCGGGCUCGCCAUCUCCGCAUGACGGACGACGGCACGGCGGUCAUCGAUCCCGCCUCCCCGGCAUCCCCGCACGCAGGUAUGCAGGUCCCCCAUGACCGGACGGAUACCCCGACACCCCCUGCGGUGGAUCUGAGCAUGUCUCCGUCCUCUCUUCGUCACACACCUACUUCGCCUGAGAUAACCAAUGGCAACUACGCUCCUGCAGUGAAUUCCCAGCUUUCGCAAGCCUUUCAGUUUUUUGUGCCAAUCGGAGGAGGGGCGGGACUUCACCUGCCGUCUUCCAUGUUCAUUGGCCAGAUGAGUGACAAAAGGGCAUCCCCAGACCUCUCAUCAGAUGAGCAGCUGGCUUGCCGCUGGAAGAAGUGCCACCUGCUGUUUGACUCGCUUCAAGACCUGGUGGACCAUGUGAACGACUUUCAUGUUAAACCAGAGAAGGAGACAGGUUACUGCUGCCACUGGGAAGGCUGCGCUCGAAAAGGGAGGGGGUUCAAUGCCAGGUACAAGAUGCUCAUUCACAUCCGCACGCACACCAAUGAGAAGCCUCAUCGCUGUCCCACUUGCAACAAGAGCUUUUCACGCCUAGAAAACCUCAAGAUACACAACCGCUCACACACAGGUGAAAAGCCCUACAUUUGUCCGUAUGAGGGCUGCAACAAGCGCUACUCCAACUCAAGCGACCGCUUCAAACAUACGCGUACGCACUAUGUUGACAAGCCCUACUACUGCAAGAUGGUGGGCUGCCUGAAGCGCUACACAGAUCCCAGUUCUCUACGCAAGCACAUCAAGGCCCACGGCCAUUUUGUGGCUCAGGAGCAGGGUUCGCCGGGUGGAGUGGGGUCCUUGCUGAAGGGAAGUCAAUGUGGGGGAUUGGCUAGCGGCGGGGGGAAGGAUUCGGAAAUGUCCUACGUGAGCGGGGCUCACAUUAUCAUCCCGGGGACGGGGACCGCUCUCUUGGGCGCCCAUGCUCUUCAGGGCCUGGGUGGAUCCCUUCCCUUGUCCCCUCUCAGUCCUCGGCCCCUGGACCUCAGCACGUUGGGUUGCCCCAACUCCCCUUCGGGCAGCUUGGGAGGGGCUCCCAUCCUAUCGUUCAACGGCUUGGCUAAAUCGCCCCUGCUCUCUACGGCAUUCGCCUCCUCAACCCUAGGCGUGCCGGUGGUGCCCGUGCUUAGUUCAACCGCCGAGCAUAGGGCCCCGAGCCUGCAGGCGAAGAAGGGUCGAAGGGAGGAGGCUGAGAACGAGGUGACCGGGGGGGUGCUUAACCUUUCCACAGGAGGGUCUCAUGAUCCCAUGUCCUGGGUGGUCAUCCCCCCAGGCACUGUGGUGUUCAAGCCAGCUGUGGUCAACUGA